UCUUUUAGUAUCUGUAUGACGACGAUAUCGACACUAGCGGCUAUAGGUAUGAUGCCACUGUGUUUAUGGAUUUACAGUAGAAGUUGGACGGAUGAAUCCACCGUCAUCCCCUAUAUCAGUAUCAUCACCUCCCUGGCUCUCAUCCUAGUUCCUGUUGUUAUUGGAAUGCUUAUCCGCCAUUAUAAAGAACGGUGGACAAAAAUCAUUACCCUGGUUGGUAGCGUAAUGGGUAUGCUUACUAUUGCAGUCAACAUUAUCCUCAAUGGUUUAAUCAACCCUAAAAUGUUCCUGGCACCCUGGAAUGUUUGGUUCUCAGCAGUAAUAAUGCCAGUGAUUGCGUUUCUCCUCGGUUACAUCGCCGCGUACCUGUUACGUCAGUCACGCAAAAAAUGCCGCACCAUUGCCUUGGAAACAGGUUGCCAGAAUGUUGCCUUGGCGUUAACCAUCAUUUCUAUCUCUUACGCUGACAGUGAUGAUUUUUUCGAAAUCUUGAUUUUUCCGUCCUUGUUUGGCCCAUUUGGUCUUAUUGAUUCAACUCUAUGUGUACUGGUUUUCAGAAUUAUUGAGAAGAGGAUGCAACCUGAGGGUGAUGAUGGCGUGGAAGCUGUUACCAAUCAACCAGCAAACGAUACUUCUUACAACAAGGACGUUAGCUUUAAAGCGCUAAGUCAAGAACCUUGUUAAGAAAAACGCUCCGCGACUAAAAUACAUAGUGUUUUAUUCAUAAGUAGGCCUACAAAGUAGGUUUAUUAAGGUAUUAUGCACUAUCAUUUUGAAUUCGUAUAUUGUAGUUUCUUUUUACUAAAUGAAAUAUUUAAAUGCGCAUAGGCCGGCUACUCACUAUAAAUUCGAACCAACAACAUCGUUGCAGUUUUAUACUUAUAUUUAUACUUUACUAUUUUUAAUUUUGAAAACAAAAUAUAGCUUUUAUCUUUCAUUUUACCUUGUGAUUUUAAUUUUUUUCGAUGUAUUUUAUCAAAAUCGUAUGAAUGCAUGUGUUUUAGAUUCAGAUUUUUAUUCAUAUUUGUAAGUUUAUUUUCAAUUUUAAUAAUAUGCAACUUUUUGAUUUUUAUACUGUAAUUUUGUAUCACAAAACAAGACCAUAUGUAAACAGGUUAUACUUCCUGAUAUACGGAAGCCCGUUAGUACCACCAGUGAAUUAAAACAGAUCCGUUGUGGCGGCCACCAGAUAAUUAUGUGGCGGCCGCCACUUAACGGGUCUUAAAUUUUAAUUCACUGGUGGCACUAACGGGCUUCCGUACUGAUAUGUUACCCUGUAUACAUCUGUUCAAUAAAUAAAUAAAUAGGGCCUACUGUAGGGCCAGGCAUAGGCCUACUCUCUAUUCAACGAACAAAAUAAACAUAAAAAGGGU
Molecule: messenger RNA, 1373 nt
Organism: Anneissia japonica
Lineage: Eukaryota; Metazoa; Echinodermata; Crinoidea; Comatulida; Comatulidae
Product: ileal sodium/bile acid cotransporter-like
Exons: 2
Biological process (GO): bile acid and bile salt transport
Cellular component (GO): membrane
Molecular function (GO): bile acid:sodium symporter activity
Source: RefSeq, a predicted model, not a curated record